Monascus purpureus is the source of this 1575-nucleotide messenger RNA. Lineage: Eukaryota; Fungi; Ascomycota; Eurotiomycetes; Eurotiales; Aspergillaceae. The record is from the annotation of a GenBank genome assembly.
AUGUCUAUUAAGAUGUCUGCUGCGCGCCGAAAGAGGAAUGUCUUCUUCCAUGCCUACUUUCAACUUGAAAACCUUCUUCAGUUAGCAGAGCGGCUCCGGGGGCGGCCAUGUACUUGCAACGACUCUCAAACCCCCAAAACAGGCGCCUUAAACUGGGCAAUAUUUCUUGAGUUCGAUGAUGGCGUUGAGUGGGUGUUCCGGGCUCCCUGCUCAAUCUAUACCCUCACCCAAGGUACCACCGGGCGCCUUCUAGCCAGCGAGGCCGCGACUCUGAAAUAUGUCCGAGAACACACAUCUAUUCCUGUACCAGAGGUUUUUCAUUAUAGCCCCACCUAUGAGAAUGAGAUAGGAAUUCCGUAUAUCCUGAUGAGCAAAGCCACUGGCCAUCCCCUUGCUAGGUAUCGCUGGCGGACAAAUGAUCAUGAAGUCCCUGGGCUGAACGAUUCUGCGACACCAGCACGGGCUUUGACAGAGGAAGAGAAAAAAAAAAUCAUGCAACAGCUUGGAUGCUACGCUUGUCAGUUGUUUGGUCUCCGCUUUCCGACAAUCGGAUCCCUCUUGGAAGGUGACCAAGGUUACUAUAUCGACGAAUGCCUUUCUCCCGGGCAUAUUCUACAAGACCGGGAAAUGAUAGAGGAUAUCCCGCGCGGUCCAUUUCACAACGAAACAGACUAUUACUCCUCCCUUGCCGCAGCCCUUCAUCUACAUGCUGAACAGCUUCCAAUGGAACACCAUAUCCUCCGUGCGCCUAUUCCUGUCCCGCAAGAGUACUCCAGCUUCGCCAAGUACUAUGCUGCUACGGAUCGCUGGAAUGACUUCGCGACCCUUGGGGGAAUAGUGGACUCCAGCAUAAAUCGAUUGCAGUAUUGCCUCGCGAGUGACUUCUUGCGGGACUCUAUCAUACCUCAUAUGGUUCGCUGUGUCAGCCAGUCAGUAUCUGGCUUCCCCCUUUAUCACCAUGACAUUAGCCUCCAGAACCUUUUUGUUGAUGAUGACUUGAAUAUCACUUCUGUCAUUGACUGGGCAUUUUCCUCCACUGUUCCUCCGGCUCAGCUGGUUGCUACUCCGGGACUACCACAUCCUAGGGACUUGGUAUUGGAUUUGUCCCUGGUAAAUGCAUACCGCUCCGGCUUCGAAAUCGAGAAUAGGAAGACUGGUAACUAUGCAAUCAAGUCCAGCCACUGGAAGGUUGGUGAGAUGAUCCCACAUUUCAUGCGCCUGGUGAACCUGGAUGCUUUACAAGACUACAAUCACCUCAAGGCACUCUAUGUGCUUUCUCAGGAACCGCUAACCCCUGGAGAUGACAACGACGACACUAAUAGCCUACCGGUUAUAUUGGCAGCACGAGCCGUGACCCACGAUGCACACGCAUUGGCUGACAAGCUAGCAGCUGAUGACGAAUCUGAAAGUGAGGUAUGUCGGCGGGAGAAGGAGUACUUCGCUGCAGUCGGUGUCAAGAGACUGGCAGUAGCGCAUAAGGUGGCAUUUGUGGCCAAGAUGAAUCCGCGGUUUGUAGCAGAUGGGCGGUUGUGGCGUUGGAUUGAUGCGGUUAUGGAGUACUAUGACGGCCCGUGA